AUGAAUUUGCAAUUGGACAAAACUUCAGAAGUGAUAUAUGAAGAUGGUGAAAAGAAAGAAGAAAUCAUAGGCGAAAUAUUCAUCAGAUGCAAUAAUGUUUUGUUCAUAAGAGAGGACAAAGAUGUACAGAAUGGAUCUGGCAGUGGUGAAGCAGACAUCAAAAUGGAAGAUGGUAAUUAG
Molecule: messenger RNA, 180 nt
Organism: Debaryomyces fabryi
Lineage: Eukaryota; Fungi; Ascomycota; Pichiomycetes; Serinales; Debaryomycetaceae
Product: mRNA splicing protein
Exons: 1
Coding region: 1-180 (59 amino acids)
Molecular function (GO): RNA binding
Source: RefSeq, a predicted model, not a curated record